This is a messenger RNA of Fibroporia radiculosa, 1068 nucleotides long. RefSeq lists its product as uncharacterized. The record is from RefSeq and is a predicted model, not a curated record. Bases 1 to 1068 code for a protein of 355 amino acids. Lineage: Eukaryota; Fungi; Basidiomycota; Agaricomycetes; Polyporales; Fibroporiaceae. The transcript has 4 exons.
AUGGAUGCUUCAUCUCCCUUUAACUCGUCUGCCGACUACAGUACCGGCGUUUAUGACGUGUUCGGGCGAAGGAACAGCGUUGAUGACAUCGACUACUUUAUCCUCGAUGAUGCCGAGAAGAAGAUUGUCGAUGAACAGCCCCAUCUACCUUCGGAAUCCCAAUCCUGCAAUCGAGGAGCUAAUGCUCCAGGCUCGGACUGUGAUAGUGCCAGCCAAAGCUGUAUUUCCAGCCCCAAACCCAUUUAUAAAGACACAGAGAUGGGGGCUCCAGAAGACACUAAACCCGGUAUGAAGACAGAUGACGGAUCCAAGGAGGUUCUGAACACGGGUGACAGAAUCGAUGCAGCGCUCGUGAGAUUCCAGCGCCCGGCUGUGAAGGCAUACCGGCGGCGCAUAUACUCCAACUAUGACUCCGAAGGAGAAAGCGAAGUUGACGAGCUUUAUCCUUCCGACGAUGAGGAUUCUGCCGCGGCAGACUCAUCCAUAGGAAUGUCCGAUAACGAAGAACGAGAGGACAUUGCGAAUAUUGCUUCGCCGGCAACGCAGCCUCGGAUAGUGCACAUCAGGUAUAUCACUCGUCCGGAUGGAGGGUCCACGCCGGUUCAGUAUCAGCUACCUCCAACGAAUAUCCCGGCCAAAAGGGCACCCCCGUCAUCUGGCUCCGGCUCGGGCCACAAAGGAACAGGACGUCACGUUACAACGGACAAGGAUACAGACCAUGGCAGACCCAUCAAGACUGACGGGAAAUUUGCGUGCCCGGCUCCCGACUGUCCGUGGACAUCCGAUUCGCCGAAGGACAUGCAGAGGCAUUACCGACGGCAUAUGGAAAAGCAAUACCAAUGUCCGUAUUGCUUGCAUAGACUGAGCCGAGACGACUCCCUCCGCCGUCAUCUCCGCGCCCGCACGAUGGCCUCGUGCCGGACUUUCGUGUACGAGAAGUACAAGGUGAAUAGCCUCGACGACGUGGAUAUGCAGCGCUUCAAAGUGUAUCCGGACACGGAGCUCCCAGAGUUCUCCAGUGGAAACCCGGAGCCUGCUGGAGUCUCUCGGCCCGUCGGCAACCGGUGA